Molecule: messenger RNA, 1186 nt
Organism: Cajanus cajan (pigeon pea)
Lineage: Eukaryota; Viridiplantae; Streptophyta; Magnoliopsida; Fabales; Fabaceae
Source: RefSeq, a predicted model, not a curated record
GUCUUAAGGGACGAAAACCAGUUGUAGCUCUCAGAGCCGCUGCAAAUCGCUGCAACUGAAAAGUGGGACGUGGCACCGCCGCGAUAGUUGAAGGUAGAUGAAGCAGUUGUUGUUAAUGGGAUCUAGGUCGUUCUCCUACUUUCCAUCUCUUCUAAGGCUCGCUAACUCACAUUCUCAAAGGUCAAAACUAUUUUAUGGUUCAGCUACAACUGUACUACCAAAUUGUUGCGAUAGUCUUUCUCCCUUGAAUUUUCAAGCAUUGAGAUCAUAUGCACAUGAUGCACGCAAAGGCUAUGAUCUCUUUGGCCGUGGAAGACCAGGGGAUGAAGAGUUCAAAAAAGCCUGGACAAAGGAGAUGGGUGAAGAUAACACUCUAUGGACAGGAAGUGAAGAUGAAAGUGAUGAAGAAAUGGGUCCAAAGGGUCAUCUUGAUAAGGAGAUAAGGAAAGCAAGACUGGAAGCUAAAAAACAUUCAGACCUGAUUGAUGCUGAUGACAGUGAUGAGUUAAAAAGUGUCUGGUCUGGCAGUGAUGAGGAGAAGACACUGUGGACUGGUGAUGAAAUGGAUAGUGAUGAUGAUAUUCCUACAGAAGCUUUCCCAAAUGAAAGUAGUGACAAGUACAUAGAUAAAUUGUUUGAGUUUGAUGAAAUGCCCAAAUAUAGAACCAUCUCUGAGAUGUUGAAAGCUGAAGAAGAACCCGAGGAGUUGUCACCGGGAAAGCAAGCUAGAAAGGUUGCAGUUGAGAAUGCUCUAAAGAAAUUAAAGAAAGGUCCUGACGGGAGGUAUACAAAUGUGUGGGAGGUUAUGAGUGAUUUAGAUAUUCUAAUUGGAGCAUUUGAAAAUGUUGUUUCUGGACCAGAGUAUGCAGAGCUUAGACAAGGAGGGCCUAAGCAACUAAACAUUCAGUUUUUCAAGGACAUACAAGCACGUAUGAGAGAUUCAAAUUAUAAGUUCUCACCUGAGUUAAAACUGAAACCAAAGAGUAAACUGGUUUCUAGAAAGAAAUGGCAAAAGGCAGAGUCCAGAAGGAGGAAAGCACGAAAGAGAUAAAGGUAUAGCAUGUCUUCUCAACAAUGAAGCAGAAGGUAGGUUUAUAAUGUUAUUGUAUCUUUGUACAGUACAUGCUACUUAAUUCAUGAGAAUCGUAUUUAUAAAUUGAUUGGUCAUACUCGUUUCAAAUGUUAA